Messenger RNA from Brettanomyces bruxellensis, 210 nucleotides. RefSeq lists its product as uncharacterized. The record is from RefSeq and is a predicted model, not a curated record. The coding region runs from base 1 to 210 and encodes 69 amino acids. The transcript has a single exon. NCBI's taxonomy places the organism in Eukaryota, Fungi, Ascomycota, Pichiomycetes, Pichiales, Pichiaceae.
AUGCCUGUCAGAAGAAUCAUCAAGUUCCUCAGAGAACAAUACGAAUCUAUCCAGAAGAGAUUCACUAGUUCAGACAAGAAAGAAAAGGCUGAACCUGAGCCUGUGGAGGAUGUCACAAAGGAACCUGCAGCAGAAGACAAGGAGCAUGCAGAACCAGCUGUAGAGGCACAUCAACCGGUAGCUGAACCGGCAGUUGAGGAGGUUAAAUAA